Sporisorium graminicola is the source of this 894-nucleotide messenger RNA. RefSeq lists its product as uncharacterized. Gene Ontology annotation, molecular function: catalytic activity. Gene Ontology annotation, biological process: branched-chain amino acid catabolic process; response to nutrient. The record is from RefSeq and is a predicted model, not a curated record. The transcript has a single exon. NCBI's taxonomy places the organism in Eukaryota, Fungi, Basidiomycota, Ustilaginomycetes, Ustilaginales, Ustilaginaceae. Bases 1 to 894 code for a protein of 297 amino acids.
AUGGGGCUUGCCGAGACGUAUGGACGGGACCGCGUCUUCAACACGCCCCUGACCGAGCAAGGCAUCGUCGGGUUUGGUAUCGGGAUGGCGGAUAUGGGACACACGGCGAUCGCCGAGGUGCAAUUUGGCGACUACAUCUUCCCAGCCUUUGAUCAGAUUGUCAACGAAGCGGCCAAGUACAACUAUCGGUCCGGGGGACAGUUCUCCGUGGGCAGACUGACCAUCCGCGCACCAUGUCAGGGGGUGGGGCAUGGCGCACUGUACCAUUCGCAGAGUGUCGAGCAGUUCUUUAUGCCAGUUCCGGGCCUCAAGGUUGUUGUGCCGAGGAGUCCGAUCCAGGCCAAAGGGCUGCUGGCGGCGAGUAUCAGGGACGACAACCCAGUGGUGUUCCUCGAACCCAAGAUCCUCUAUCGUUCUUCGGUGGAAGAGGUUCCGCUCGACGACUUCACCCUGCCACUCAGCAAAGCUGAAGUCGUGAAACCAGGCAGCGACGUGACCGUCAUCUCGUGGGGCGCACCCCUCUACUCGUGCAUCGAAGCGCUCCAAGUGCUCUCGAACCCACCGGCGUCGAUCGCAAAGCACUUCCCGCAAGGCGUACGACAGGCCAACAUCGAGCUCAUCGACCUCCGAACCAUCCUGCCGUGGGACAGAGAGACGGUCGCUCGCUCCGUAGCAAAGACAGGCCGAUGCGUCAUCGUCCAUGAAGCACCCGUAACUGCUGGCGUGGGCGCCGAGAUCGCUGCGCACCUGCAAAAGACGUGCUUCCUCAACUUGGAGGCUCCCAUCACGCGCGUUGGUGGCUGGGACACUCCGUUCCCACAUGUUGGAGAGCUGUUCUACAAGCCCGAGGCGAUUCGGAUCGCUGAUGCGCUCGUCAAGUGUUUGACUUUCUAG